This is a messenger RNA of Bombus terrestris (buff-tailed bumblebee), 9946 nucleotides long. It is a transcript of the gene shi, whose product is annotated as dynamin. Bases 378 to 2924 code for a protein of 848 amino acids. Gene Ontology annotation, biological process: receptor-mediated endocytosis. Gene Ontology annotation, cellular component: plasma membrane; microtubule; synapse. The record is from RefSeq and is a predicted model, not a curated record. Gene Ontology annotation, molecular function: GTPase activity; microtubule binding; GTP binding. The transcript has 18 exons. NCBI's taxonomy places the organism in Eukaryota, Metazoa, Arthropoda, Insecta, Hymenoptera, Apidae.
ACGCUUCGAUUAUCGAUUGAAACGUUACGUUUCUUGAGUUCGUACGUUGGAUCUCAUUUAUGUGAAUACAGUGACUGUGGAUGUUCGUGGAAUGAGUUCCUCACAGUAGGCCAGUUGGCUGACAUCUCUAGUUCGUUGUCCGUGCGCGAUCGCGAGUUUUGGAAAAAUGCGGUGAAAUUCGAUGUAUAACAACGUGCCUUCGUGAAAUCGGCCAUUUUGAUAGUGCGUGUUUCACGAAAACGGAUAAGAUCAUUUCUAGCAACUACCUUCGACGGUUGUGCGUGGAAGUGGUGGCAGCUCGGUGUCGACCACAGAACACAGCCGUAAAACUAAAAACGAUAGUGGUUUUGGGCUAGUAAGAAAAUAGCCUCAACAAAAUGGCAGGAAAUACGGGUAUGGAACAAUUAAUCCCAAUCGUGAACAAGCUCCAGGAUGCAUUCACUCAACUUGGGGUGCAUAUGCAACUUGAUCUACCACAGAUCGCAGUGGUAGGUGGUCAGAGUGCAGGAAAAAGUUCAGUUCUUGAAAAUUUUGUUGGAAAGGAUUUCUUACCUAGAGGAUCUGGUAUUGUAACCAGACGACCACUUAUCUUACAACUGAUUAAUAGUACAACUGAAUAUGCUGAAUUCUUGCAUUGUAAGGGUAAAAAGUUUGUGGAUUUUGAUGAAGUACGGAAGGAAAUCGAAGCAGAAACAGACAGAGUUACAGGCAGUAACAAGGGUAUUUCUAAUAUACCAAUAAAUUUAAGAGUAUAUUCACCUAAUGUUCUAAAUUUGACAUUGAUUGAUUUACCUGGCCUCACGAAAGUACCAAUUGGAGAUCAACCAAUAGAUAUAGAAUCACAAAUUAAAGCUAUGAUCUUUCAGUUUAUUAAAAGAGAAAAUUGUCUCAUAUUGGCAGUAACACCAGCAAAUACUGAUUUGGCAAAUAGUGAUGCCCUUAAACUAGCUAAAGAAGUAGAUCCUCAAGGUGUUCGUACAAUUGGUGUUAUUACAAAAUUAGAUCUUAUGGAUGAUGGUACUGAUGCAAGAGAUAUUUUGGAAAAUAAAUUAUUACCCCUAAGACGUGGUUAUAUAGGUGUCGUUAACAGAAGUCAAAAAGACAUAGAAGGUCGAAAAGAUAUAAAAAAUGCUCUAGCAGCAGAAAGGAAAUUUUUCUUGAGCCACCCAUCCUACCGACACUUGGCAGAUAGGUUAGGAACACCAUAUUUGCAACGCGUUUUAAAUCAACAAUUAACAAAUCAUAUUAGGGAUACUUUACCAGCAUUAAGAGACAGAUUACAAAAACAGUUGCUUGCACUAGAAAAGGAUGUGGAACAGUACAAACAUUUCAGACCUGAUGAUCCUGCCAUAAAAACUAAAGCUAUGUUACAGAUGAUACAACAGCUUCAGUCAGAUUUUGAAAGAACUAUAGAAGGUUCAGGAUCUGCACAAAUCAAUACAAAUGAGCUCAGUGGAGGUGCUAAAAUAAACAGAUUGUUCCAUGAACGUUUUCCAUUUGAAAUAGUUAAAAUGGAAUUUGAUGAAAAAGAACUGAGAAGAGAAAUUGCUUUUGCUAUUAGGAAUAUUCAUGGUAUCAGGGUAGGUUUGUUUACUCCUGAUAUGGCCUUUGAGGCAAUAGUCAAAAAACAAAUCAAUAGACUCAAAGAACCUAGUCUGAAGUGUGUGGAUUUAGUUGUACAAGAACUUAGUAAUGUUGUACGCAUUUGUACUGACAGGAUGUCACGUUAUCCUAGACUGCGAGAAGAAACGGAACGUAUUAUAACCACUUACGUUAGACAACGAGAACAAUUGUGCAAGGAACAGUUAAUACUUUUGGUUGAUUGUGAACUUGCAUAUAUGAACACAAAUCAUGAAGAUUUUAUUGGUUUUGCCAACGCGGCAGCCAGUAGCCAUAAUGCAAGUGCUCAACAAUCUUCAGAAAAUGCUGUUAAAUCUGGUCGUCAUACAUUAGGAAAUCAAGUAAUACGCAAAGGAUACAUGUGUAUCCACAAUCUCGGUAUAAUGAAAGGUGGUUCAAGAGAUUAUUGGUUUGUCCUAACGUCAGAGAGUAUUUCUUGGUACAAAGAUGAAGAAGAACGUGAGAAGAAGUAUAUGCUACCUUUAGAUGGAUUGAAAUUGCGUGACUUAGAACAAGGGUUCAUGUCCCGACGUCAUUUGUUUGCUUUAUUUAAUCCAGAAGGCAGAAAUGUUUAUAAGGAUUAUAAACAGCUUGAAUUGAGCUGUGAAACUCAAGAUGAUGUUGAUUCAUGGAAAGCUUCUUUCCUCAGGGCUGGUGUAUAUCCCGAAAAAUCAACAGAGCAAGCCAAUGGUGAAGGAGAGGAAGGAUAUGAGGGUGGAUCGGAAGCUCAAUCAUCAAUGGAUCCUCAACUAGAACGUCAAGUAGAGACCAUUAGAAAUCUAGUGGAUUCUUAUAUGAAAAUUGUCACAAAAACAACUCGUGAUUUGGUUCCAAAGACAAUUAUGCAUUUGAUUAUAAACAAUGCAAAGGAUUUCAUUAAUGGAGAGUUACUGGCACAUCUAUACGCAAGUGGUGAUCAGGCUUCAAUGAUGGAAGAAUCGCCCGAAGAAGCACAAAAACGAGAGGAAAUGUUGCGCAUGUAUCAUGCAUGUAAGGAGGCACUUCGUAUUAUUGGAGAUGUUUCGAUGGCGACAGUGUCUACUCCAGUACCACCACCUGUGAAGAAUGAUUGGCUAGCAUCUGGCGAAAAUCCAAGUCUUGGGUUAUCACCACCAUCUCCUGGUGGGCCAAGACGCGGAGUGACACAGCCACCACCUCUUUCUAGUUCUCGAGCCCCACCUCCGGUUCCGUCUGGUGGUCGACCAGCACCGGCUAUUCCUAAUCGACCUGGACCUGGUGGACCUCCGCCUGCUCGUGCCACGCCUGGCCUACCUCCUCCUCUUAUACCAUCGCGCCGACAAUAAGUCAUCGCACUAACUCGCCUAUUCACUACUAAUUAAUAUACAUAUAUACAUAUAUCAAUUGCAUCUAGUCAGUGUAUAUUUUACACGAGAUACAAUUUCCUAAUGCUAUAUGUUUUGUCUGCAAGUAUUAUGAAUUAUUAUUAUUAAUUAGGGGUGUGUAAGUUGUACAAAAAUGAAUAAAAUUGUGAAUAUUUGUAUUAGUUAAAGAUUAAGAAGAGCUUCCAAGAACUUUGACGGGCGAUUUAUCUUAUAUGUAUUACGCAUUAUAUCAGUAAUAUAUCAAAUUAUUUCAUGGUCCAAUUACUUCGUAAGAACGAGCGAGGAAUUAUUAUCCGUAUUGUUUCGUCGUUUUCAUUUUAUUUAACAAAUAUUGUAGAAAUAUGCUGUAAUUUUGUAAUCAUCCUAAACAGAUUUAUACAAUUCCAAUGUAAUGUUACAAAAUUGCACACCUCUAAUUAACAAUCUAAGUGUCUACGAUAUAUUUAAUCGGUACUAAUGAAAAAAAGUAUGUAUAAAUAAAUCACGAUUCAUUCGCGACGAACAGAGAAAAAUGAGGUAGAAUGACAUUUGUUUCAUUGUAAAUUAGUUGAAUGAAAUUGUAAAUUAUAUUUGUAUAUACAACUAAGAACGUUGUAAAAUAAAUGAUCUUGAGUUCUUAUCACAGGUGGUGGAUAAGUAUUCAUUCGCUUUACUAACAGCAUGACAUUUUAAUUGUCGCAUAAAUGAAAUACAUUUUCAAUCGAUUCGCAGAGCGAUAUUUCAAUCGAUGUAAAAAUCUGUAUGAGAGAAUGUGAUACAUGAAUAUAUACGGAAUAAGUUUUGCCAUAACGUAUUGCAUUUGCAUUUGGCAGCUUCUGAAACUCCCUUAAUAUUACUGCUUUCUUGCCAUCGUUGAUUCAAUUAGUAAAAUCACAGAAAAAGCAAGAAAAAUUGAUCUUAAUAUUGUCAACUAUUUUGUCAUUAUGGGGGAUGAACGUGUCGGUGCCUGCAUUGAAAACAUUCUUUCUGUUGAACGAAUAUCAAGCAGUUGAUCGUCAACGCUCUACUAUUCGUUAUCGAAUUCCCGCGUCUGUAGCUUAGUAGAACCACGCGAGAGAUUACACAUACUUCUUAGGACAUUCGAGGAUGCACGAUAUCAGCCUAAAAUGUAGUGCAUCAUGCAGAUAUUAAUUUAAAUUACCAUAUAUUAGUCGAAUUCUCUCUUUAUAUAGUAGCAUACUAUUGAUAAGGCAUUGAAAACAAAUAAGAUUUAUAGUAAAAGCUGAGUGUCCGUGGUGUAUGUUUAGUCGUGGGGGUGGUCUUCAACAGAGGGUGACGCAAGCUGCGACGCAGGCCGCUGCUAAUGCCGCCGUGAACGAGCUGAUGGAAGCAUUCAAGAUCAAGUAAAUACUCUUGCUGCCUCAUAACUCUUUUUUUAUAUGCGAGAUAUCUUGCUCUUUUAACUACAAUAAUGAAUUAUUAUGGGCAAUCUUAUUUAAGUUGCGCUAGAUUGGUAGACUGUUCAGGGUUGAGAAUGAACACUAAUUUGAUGUCUCACUGUUUUCCGAUAGUGUGUUUCGAUAACCAAUUUUUGCGAAUUAUAACCAGCUAUGUUUUUUUAUCUCCUUCGCUCUCUCUCUCUCUCUCUCUCUCUCUUUUUCUCUCCCCCCCCCCCUCUCUCUUGCAUGAUCCGAAAAAUUGGAUUAAUAGCGAUGAUGUUGCCUUCAACGUUAUAUAUCGUUAUUCAACAUACAUAUGUGUGCGAGAUAUAGACAUUAUAUAUACAUAUUGAAAGAAAAGAGAGUGAACGUCCCUGUGCACACGCCAUAGAAAAAAAAUAUACGUGUGUAAGGGAAUACCUCUGUGUAUUUGUAAGACAUGUAAUUCGCUUGGUUACAUUCCAUAUGUAUAUUGUUCUUACUUCGUAAAGUAGUUUAUUGUUAAAAGGAAAUAAAUAUUCUUUCAUGAACUGUAGAAUGAUGACGUGUAUUGUGUAAUCCCAGAAAGCAUAAAAAGCUGUAAGACCUGAUAUAACAUAUAAUUUAUUGUUGUUUCGCUUUGGAUGCUGAUAUCAAGUAUUGAAUACUUGUAUAUACAUAUCUUCUUAUUUAGAGAUAUUUAAAAAAAGAAGUUCAAUUUUUUUAGACUGAUAUAUUUAUAUCUCCAGUGACUCUAUAUCCUGGAAAGUCUACCAGAACCCUACGAUGUGAUCAAAGGUAGUUUCGAUUAGGUGAAAUUCCGAUUCCGAUUGCGAUGUCAACAUUCAUUCCCUGAAUUUGCAUAAAAUAAAAUAAAAAAUGUCAUGCUGUUGGGCAAAAGUUGUCGACAAUUAUUAUUGAAUGUUCGUUUUAUCGCAUCUGUUCGAUCGAUUUUUAAUCGGCGACAACUGCGUUACAAAUAAGUUUUAGUAUCUGUAAUUAUUAAUUGCGUGACUCAAACACAGCCACAUAUAUACACAUACAGAUACACAUUACACACUGUUUCUCUACCUCUUUAGAUGUCACCACAUUUUAUUCCAUUCUUAGCCAUUAAUAUUAAAACUGUCAUAUAGAGUUAUACAUAUAUACAUACAUAGCUAAUCCCUAAUGAAGUAUUAAUGAAAAAAAAAUGUGCUCAGACAUAGGAUGUGAUAUAGCGUAGAGUGCUUCAAGGAUUUUGCAUGAAAAUCCUGAGUCGCGAACUCUCUCCCUCCCUCUGAAUAGUCUUAAUAAAAGAAGAUUAAUACUAAUGAUACCGAAUGAGAAUAAUAAAUAUAUAUUAUAUAUAUACAAUACAAUACUAAUCGUAUGUCGUUAUAAUGUAUAAUGAAUGUAUAUCACUCAGCAUGCGUUCAGGAGCUGUGUUAUAUUUGGAAAAGGUAUUUGUUGUUUCUCAUGCUCCUCGACCGUGUUAAGCAAAUUAAAUCAAUUAUACAUGUACAUAUAUAAGGAAAGGGAAUAUGAUGUAUUCUACUACAUUCUUGUAAUUAAAUCCACGGGGCGCGAUGUGCUUUCGGAUUUGUGUAGUACACAUGUUUGAUGAUCAAGAAUGCUCCUCUCUGUACUAAAUUCGGAAUAUUUAUGUAUAAACUUUUGAAUAAGAUUAUAUAAAAAGGAAACUUAUUGGUAAACAGAAGAAGCAUUUGAUGAUACUUAACUCUUAAAUAACUGCAGAGUCGUUUAUUAGAGAAAUGCUUAAAUUAAAAAUUAUAUUAGCUUUUUACAAAAAUGGCAUAUGUAUUUCAUAUAUUAUUUUCACGAAUUUAUCUUUUACUUUUUUACUUGUUAUAAAUAAUAGAAGUUUCGGUAUCAAUAUUAUCGUAAUUAAUUGUUAAGAAGUUUCGACGCAUUUACCGACAAUGCUAUCACAUUUUGCGUUAUAAUCACUCGACCUAGAGUAAACUUUGUCCCACUUCAACGUCCUUUACAUAUUGAAUUCAUGUAUGUAAAAAUAUUUUUUACGAGCAAAUUAUUCUUCAUUUCAAGAACUAUACCAUGCAAAGAGAAGGAUUAAGUCUGUUACCAGUGACGCGUGAAGUAUCGAGAGCAAUGAUCGAAGUGCCACUAUGACAAAAGAAAAACAAAAGAAGGGAAGAAGAAAAGAGAAUAUGUAUUACUUUUCAUUAGAGCGAAAUGUCGAAGGUUUCUCUUGGACAAAUAGUAACUAUAAAAGAGCGUUGAGGAUGAUUCGCAUGAUUCGCAUUUGCCGCGUCACUAUGUCUUUCGUGUUUGUUCUGAUCGAUCGAAUAAAAAAAGAGACCAUCUCGAUAAUAUUCAUUGAUGUCGUUCCACCAUACAUAUAGAGAUGUAUUUAUUUACGCCAAAUUUACGUAAGAGACGCCAUCUUCUCUUUUCCAAAACUUUGUAAUGUCUAUACAUAUAAAUUGAUAUUUUGGGCUAAAGAAAAUGGCUUUUGGAAAACAAGAUUAGGUGAGGAUCAAACUUACAGUCUGAGUGAAAGCACAUCGCAUUCGCAAAUCGAAUUAUCUAUCGCCUGUUGAUACUGGACACAACCUUUAAUCCGUAAUUUAGAUUAUUCGCUGAGUACUAAUAGAUUGAAUUGUACCGUGUACGUUGUUCUCUAUCAAGGAAAUGAAAAGAAUUACGGGAAGAUAGACACAGACAUACAUAAAAAGAACAAGAAACUCGGAAAAGCGAGCAAUCACAAGUGGUAUUAUUGUAAUGUUAUUGUACAGAUAUAUAUAUAUAUAUAUAUAUAUAUAUAUAUAUAUAUAUAUAUACGUAUAUAUAUAUGUAUGUAUAUAUGUAUAUACGUGUAUAUAUAUAUACACACACACACACACACACACACACAUUGAUCAUUUUAUGCACCGCAAUUCCAGAAUUAAGUAGAUCAUACGUUGAAACCACCGAAGUGAUUGUGAUUACGAUUCACAAAUUGUGAAUACAAUUAUAAUUAUAAUUAUUAUAAUUAUUGUUAUUAUUAACGAUAUCACUAUAUUGUAUACUGUAUAGGAUAAGAAAGAUAACGUUAUUCGUUUCAGUAGCGUGUCAGAUUUUUUGCUCGAUAGAUCGUGAAUUUUUAUUUUCGUAAAGUUACAUACUUUAGCAUGGUUCCUUUAGACACAAGUCUUAUGAGUAUUAAAAAGAUGAUAGAGAUACAAGUAGAUGUACAAGCCUCGUAAGUACGUGGCGUUGCGUUUCAAUAACUCUGGGUAUAUCAAGUAGUAGAAACGUGCAAAGAAAAAUUGUUCUUCAGUAUGUCCAGGUUCUUAUAUGUUCAUCAAUAGUAUUCUGCUGUUCCACCCUUCGAGAUUAUAUUUCAAUUUUUUUACAUCACUUCUUGUACCUUUAUAACUGCAAAACUUUUUGUCUAGUUUGUCGAAUAUGCGUUUUUGGCCUUUGGUAGCAAUAUACGUGUACGUUGAAACUAUUUGUGAAAAUUAGAUGAAAAAGAUUUUUACAUUGACAUUUUAUUUGUGAUUCGUACAAAUUUUGAUUAUUAAUGGCAAUACUCGAUUGGGUGGAAUCUUUAUUUCAAGUAUUACAACGAAAAACGACAAGUGAAGUUGCCAUCAGCGAAUCGUGAAGCAAAGAAUCUUCACGGUUUCCUACUUGAUGCGUCUUUACGUUCGUACCGUCAAUUAACAAUUAAUCGAUUCCUUUGUUUCUAAAGAAGAAAAAAGGAGAAAUCUCCGUACAUUUUAACUUCUACUUCAUGUUGUACGAUCUAUGAUAAAUACAUUUUUGGGGUAUUGGGCCUAAAAUGAGAUCUUUGAGAACAAGCUCGGCUUUCGUGACUAGAUCCAAUGAAAAUAGCGUUAACCGUGUUUAGCGAUUACUCUAUUUAGAGACCGAUUAUGGAUGCAAAAAAAAAGCAAAGAAAUCAUAAGCUCCUUUGUGAACAUAAAAUACAAAUAUUGUUGCCGCACUUUAGCAUUUAAUCGUCCAAUCGAAAGGCGAUCCUGAACGUAUCUACAUUAAAAUUAAUUGAAUACUUUUCAAAAUCAGGUACAAAUUUUGUAACCUAAUAAUUAUAUAAUGCUCGGUUCAAACGUAUAGUAUUAAUUUAUCUAAAUUAAAAAUACUAUUUCUUUGCCAUGUAUGUUUCGAUUGUUUAAUACCAUCCUGUGCUGACAUAAGUACGUUCAGAUCGUCCCACGUUCCAGAGAGAGGAAGAGAAGAGAAUAAAUCGCGCAGGAAAAAACAGAAGAGAGCAGAUCGAUGAACGAGGUUUCAUGACUGCAACACGCAUCCUAUUCACGCGACAGAUUAUAUUGUUACAUGCUUCCAUCGAAAAGCCUUAAAUACAGAGAAAUUCUAGUUAAAAAGGUUACUUUGCGUAAGACGGAUUAUCGAGUAAUAAGCGUGAUUCUAUUGUAUAUCGCGGGCCAAGCGUAAACGUAUACAAUCUUACGUAACAAGAACGUGCGAACGAUGGAAAUGAAUGAUGGUAAAUGAGCGAUAAAGACGAAUAUGUAAUUAAUAAAAAUCGAUGGAAAUACUAUUCGUGGCUGGAUUCGUCACCGACGUUAUUUUCACGUGGUUAAAAUUUAGAUGGACGUCGGAACGAAUCGUAGACAGCAGAUCUCUAAGUAACCCACGUGUUAUCAAUGGAUCAAUCCUUGAUAAAAAUGAUUGGAAAAAUUAAAACCAAAUAUUCAACCUUUCUGAAGAUGUCAAUAGAGCUUACUGCUAGUUUUUAAUUACAUUAGUAAAUUUUUCAUAAUUUUUAUACCUGUUAUACCCCUGAUUUUGAUAGAAAUGAUGUUUUUCUACAUCUCACUACAAGAGGAAGCGAUUGUUCGUUGAACUCGAUCACCGAUAUUCAUCCUCGAACAUUUGUUGUAAAAAAUAUUUCGUAAAUUCAAAACAAGGAGAACAUUGACAAGGGGGGUUACUUAGCAAAUUAUUCUAUGUGGAUUGUGCACCUUACACGAUUCACCAUAUUGUAAUAUCGCGCGAUGGUCGCGUGAUAUUUCUAUACACCGUUUUACUGCAAUAUAAUUGUAUAUAUAGAAAAAAAUAAUAUGUUAUAAAUUCAAAAUGUAUAUCUACAUAUAUACAUACAUACGUACAUAUAGAUAUAUUCAUAUAUGUGCAAAAAUGAAAAUUGGGAGAGAAGCGUGUGUUAUUAUCUGAUGACCGGAAACGCAUUUCCGCUGGGGAAAUUAGUAUCUAAUGAGAUUAGCGUUCAAUUACUGCGGCUGGGUAGUGUUCUUAUUGUGUUGUAACACUUGUGUUUAAUGUGUUGACCACGUUUUUUACAUGUUCCAUUAAUUCUUCUCUGAUUCUCGCUUAAUUCCAUAUACCGUUGCGUGCAAAUAACAAGUAUUAUUUUUGAUAGAGAAUGUGCGAGAUUGUCCUGAUUGUUCCCGCACGCUGGGAUGCGUAUUCGCGUUCUGCGUUAUUGUUUGUUUUCUUUCUCUUCUUUUGUAAUCAAAUCACUGUCCAAUGUCUGCCACCUUUUUAAUAUUUUUUCCCAUAAAAGCAUCCAGGAUCUUACCUCGUGAAGUAUUUUACAUACGAAUCAAUUCAAUUGUAUUUAUCUGUAUCCAAAGGACGUUUGAAAAGAUGCAAUUAAAGUUAAGGUUUAAUUGAAAA